AUGCGCUCACAACCUGUCGGCAAUUUUGUGAUUCUUCGACGCCUCAAAUCAAUCUUCGACAGAGAAUGGACCGAGUCGCUACCAGUUGGAGUCUUUCUCAUUCGCCACCCUGAAGGUAUCUUCCUCUUCGAUACCGGGCAAUCUCCUUGUUGCAACGACGCGGGAUACUUCCCACGACUUGCUAUCUUCAACGGCCUUCUCAGUCGAUUCACGAUAACGCAUCAAGAUGGUAUUCUGGAACAGCUUCACAGGCGUGGAAUAAAAGCGACUGAUCUCAAAGGUGUUAUUAUGAGUCACCUCCACAAUGACCAUGCGGGUGGACUAGAGGACUUGGUUGCGGAAGCACCGGAUUUGCCUAUCUACAUCAGCCAGGAACAUUGGAAGGCAUUUGGAGAACACCCGGUCUUUGCCAGUAUGGAGGGCGCUACCCCGAAUCACUGGCCGAAAGAAUUCUCCCCGAGAAUUGUUGAUCUUCAGAACAAACCGCUUGGGCCCUGGAAACAGUCAUACCCUCUGACAGAGGAUGGAAGAAUUGCGAUGGUGGAUACUUCAGGUCAUGUCCCUGGGCAUGUUGGUCUGGUAGUGUAUGGCGACGGCCCCAAUCAAACCAAAGUCACAUAUUUCCUCCCUGGCGACGCAACAUAUGGCUUGGACUCCUUGGAUAAAGAGGCGCCGGAUGGUAUUAACGAUGAUCCCAUGCGCGCACAACAGACUUUGAAGACCAUCAAAGAGUUUGCCAGAGAGACUGAUUUGGUCGUCUUGCCCAGUCAUGAUAACGACACACCUCGCUUACUUGCCGAGCGAGUCGUCUACCUACCCAGUGACCCAAAGUGA
Messenger RNA from Penicillium canescens, 834 nucleotides. RefSeq names its product N-acyl homoserine lactonase family protein. The transcript has a single exon. NCBI's taxonomy places the organism in Eukaryota, Fungi, Ascomycota, Eurotiomycetes, Eurotiales, Aspergillaceae. Bases 1 to 834 code for a protein of 277 amino acids. The record is from RefSeq and is a predicted model, not a curated record.